AUGCCUAAAGGAAAGAAAAAAGGAAAAUAUGAGCAUAGAAGAACUGAGUUGCCGUACUCAUCAGACGAAGAUGCUGGAAUUGAUAUGACCAACGACAACUACUCGGAAACAUCGGGACAAUCUGACUUGAGGAGCCACGAUGAUGCUGAAAAUGAAAUUCAAGAAAAAUUAGAAGAGAAAGUGUUAGAAAUCAUUGAUGCGCUUAGUGCUAGAGCUAAUGCGGCUCGCGCGGCCGCUUUAGUAGCGCUACGUAAUGCUUUACAAAGACGUUACUUGGCUCAUUUGUUGAGCGGACAGAGGGUCACACUCGCUGAACACAUCACUAAGGCUUUGAGGAGAGGCAAAGAUGGUGAAAAAAAGGCAGCGGCCGCAGUCGCACCAUUAUUAGCUUUACAGAUUGGUGAAGAAGGUACUGAGGAAUUCAUGUCUGAAGUUCGUCCGGCUCUGUUUGCGGCUGCCACUGACAAAACGGCCUCACUGGACACUCGCACUGAGUGCUGUUCAUCUUUGGCCGUACUCUGCUAUCUGCUGGAAGAAGAUCUCAAUGAAAUUUUAGAAGUUAUGAAGAUGUUUGAAACUAUAUUCAGCGGCAGCUACCUUAAGGGAGACGGCAGUGUGAAGGUGUCAGGAGCGGCGGUGGAGGAGGGGUCGUGGCACGCGGCGGCUCUGGACGGGUGGGCGCUGCUGCUGGCGCUGCUGGACGGACGGCACGCGGCCGACACCCUCCGCGACCGGCCGCCCUCCUUCACCCGCCUGGCCGAGCUGCUGGACGCCUGCAGUCUCGACGUGCGGCUCGCGGCCGGCGGGGCGCUGGCCGCCGCGCACGAGCGGGCAGCACACGGGGACGCUGACGGACAUGUAGCCUGGGACGAGCCCGCCGCCACGCCGCGACUAGUACUACUGGCGCGGGACUCACACAAGUACCGCGCCAAGAGGGACCGCAAGCUGCAGCGGGCCACCUUCAGGGACAUACUCAAGUACUUCGAGGACGGAGAGAUCGAUGAGGAGCGGGUCCGCGUGGGGACCGAGACGCUGUGUGUGGACAGCUGGGCCGCGCGCGCCGCGUACUCGGCGCUGGCUGCCUCCCUGGGCGCGGGCCUGGCGCUGCUGGCGCCGCACGUGGCCGCGCUCCGGACCGCGCUGGGCCUGCCGCCCGCCGCGCCGCACGCCGCGCCCAGAGCUAAACUCAACAAGCUGCAGAGACAUCUUCAAAACACGGCGGCGUGUAAGGCCCGCACACUGGCCCGCAACAAGAGCCGGGACAAGCGCUCGGCGGCGCUGGCUCUGUGA
Danaus chrysippus (African queen) is the source of this 1290-nucleotide messenger RNA. The record is from the annotation of a GenBank genome assembly. NCBI's taxonomy places the organism in Eukaryota, Metazoa, Arthropoda, Insecta, Lepidoptera, Nymphalidae.